CAUGCGCUCUUCGGCUUGGCGGUCGCUCUCUUUGCCCCUCGUGAAGAUGGCUUCGCGCGCGGGACCUCGAGCCACGGGAACCGAUGGCAGCGACUUCCGGCACCGGGAGCGCGUGGCCGAGCAUUACCAAAUGAGCGUAUCUCUCAAGUCUGAGAUUAAGAAGUUGAUCUACAUGCAGGUGGGCCUGUGGCUGUUGGUGGCAGCACAGAUGUGCGUUGCUCACUUCAAACUUCUACCCCAUGACAAGGUGGCCAUGCCUUACCAGUGGGAGUACCCAUAUUUGCUCAGUAUCAUCCCUUCCCUCUUUGGCCUCUUCUCCUUUCCCCGAAACAACAUCAGCUACCUGGUGAUUUCCAUGAUCAGCACCGGCCUCUUCUCAGUGGCGCCUCUCAUCUACGGCAGCAUGGAGAUGUUCCCGAUGGCUCAGCAGCUUUACCGCCACGGCAAAGCCUACCGUUUCAUCUUCGGUUUCUCUGCAGUCUCUGUCAUGUAUUUGCUGGUAGUGGUGGCAGUGCAAGUUCAUGGCUGGCAACUUUAUUACAGCAAAAAGCUCUUGGACUCCUGGUUUACCAGCACUCAGGAGAAGAAGAAGAAGUAAACAAGGGGUUGGCAGCUGCAUGCAUCAACACUCGCUUGGAUGGAGGGGUGGGGAAGAGGGAGAGGUCUCCUGAGGGAGAGGGAGAUAGUGCUCUUGGGUUUCUCUCACAUUCAUGCCGAGCAAAUGGGAGAUCCAGCUGCCUGAAUGAACAUUGAACUAGGUUCUGUGGUUUUACAGCUUGUGUGAUUUACAACUGGGAGUUGUAGGCUUUGGAAGGGAUUGAGGGGAUCCUCCUUCCAAAGGAGAGGCAACUGAUUCCCUUUAGAGCAGGGGUGUUAAACCUGCGGCCCGUGGGCCAUAUGUGUCACGUGCUGGCCACACCCACCCCCGUUUUAGUGAACGGGGAAAAAAGUUGUGAUACGUCACAUGACGACAAUGUGUCGUCACGAGCUUGACAACCCUGCUUUAGAGAUAACGCUUUCCUCACUUGACUUAGGCAGAUGAGACUUGCUGGAGUCUCCUGUUGGUUUGAACAAGCCAAUAUUGCACUUUAAAAGAUUCACCUGUGCACUAUCUUGAAUUACGCUGUGAAUAAUUGAAUCCUAGUAGGAAUAGGAUAGCAGCACACAGCAAGGCUAGGAACCCCUUCCUUCCUUCCUUCCUCCCUCCCUCCCUCCCUCCCUCCUUCCCUCCCUCCCUCCCUCCCUCCCUCCAACUCCCACUUCAGAAUAUUAUAGGAUCCAACCAAGAGAUGUUUGUUGUGUGUGGUCAUGCUCCCAGGAGUAGCUACUUACCCUGGUGGUAAGAGCUGCCACCCAAUUUUACUCUUUCUCCAGCCCUACCAACAACGGACUGUUGGUAGGGCCAAGCAUUGAGACCUCCCCUGCUGAAUUUCCCGUCAGCUUGACUUGCUGCCUUCCCCUGUAGCCAGCCCAGCCUUGGAGUGCCCCACCCACGUUCCAGGGACUGUUUGCCUUUUUUACAAGCUGCCUAGGUGUUCCAGGAAUGGCUGCCGCCACCCAUCUCUGCUCUCAUGCUUGUGAACCAAAUAAAGUGCUAUCUUAAA
This is a messenger RNA of Pantherophis guttatus, 1604 nucleotides long. It is a transcript of the gene JAGN1, whose product is annotated as jagunal vesicle mediated transporter 1. Gene Ontology annotation, cellular component: endoplasmic reticulum membrane. The record is from RefSeq and is a predicted model, not a curated record. Gene Ontology annotation, biological process: granulocyte colony-stimulating factor signaling pathway; endoplasmic reticulum organization; vesicle-mediated transport. Lineage: Eukaryota; Metazoa; Chordata; Lepidosauria; Squamata; Colubridae.